AGCGGAUGAAAAUGGAUGGAUGGACUACCUGUAAUACAAUCAGUUCCCCUUUCUGGUGCGAAGGGAAUGCGCACGCGGAACCGAGAGACUACGGCGUCCACGAAACGUCGUGAAUCACUUUUUAAUAUGGGCGGGGUUUAAGUUACUUCCUCACAAAGUGAAGUUCAUAUAUUACUACGCAACACAUUUGUACCAGCAUCCAAAUGGAAAGUGCGUGAAUAUCGUGUUAUCGUGUGUUUUUCACCUUCCGCCGCUUGAUGUCGUUGUCCCCCAGCUUGAGGAACACACAGCUACUCAGCAGCGGCAGCACCAGUGGGAGAUCACCGCGUGAGAAACUCCAGCUGCUCCGCUCCAUGUAUUUCCACUGACCCUGCUCCACAGAUCCAUUCAUCCCACAGUCACAGCUGCUGCUCGGUCACUCCGCUCACCCUCCGCCCGUCUCUCGGUGUCGGGUCCAUCCUGCACUGCCUCCACACAAGUGCUGCGACCGCACACCUGGGAAGGUCAGGUAUCCGUGUCUGAAACCAGCAGAGCUGACAACAACUUGGUCCUCCUCUGUCCAGGGCUACAUCUACCGGACUUCAUCGCAGCGGUUUCUGACCCCUCCCUGGAUGGAUGGUUGAACUGGGAGCUUACUGAUUGGCUCGCUGAGCUUCGUCGGUCACAGCCGCUGCCAUGGCCAAAAGUCCGGAGGUUAAGCUGGCUGUCUUCGGCAGAGCAGGGGUCGGCAAAUCAGCGUUGGUGGUCAGAUUCCUAACCAGACGUUUCAUCUGGGAGUACGACCCGACACUGGAAUCCACUUAUCGACAUCAAGCCAACAUUGAUGACGAGGUUGUUACUAUGGAGAUUUUGGAUACAGCAGGUCAGGAGGACAUCCAGCUGAAGGAAGGUCACAUGCGUUGGGGCGAUGGAUUUGUCAUUGUUUAUGACAUCACAGACCGCGGCAGCUUUGAGGAGGUGACUCCACUGCGGAAUCUGCUAGAGGAGCUGAAAAAGCCAAAGAACGUCCCUCUGGUCCUGGUGGGCAACAAGUCAGACCUCGACCACGUGAGGCAGGUGGGCACAGAUGAAGGCGAGCGACUGGCGGCUGAAAUGGCAUGCGCUUUCUACGAAUGUUCGGCAUGUGCCGAUGAGGGCGGCACCGUGGCCGAAGCCUUUCACGAGCUCUGCCGUGAAGUGAGGCGCCGCAAAGCAGUGCAGGGGAAAGCCAGACGCCGCAGCUCGACCACGCACGUCAAACAGGCCAUUAACAAGAUGCUGACCAAAAUCAGCAGCUAGAGACGACGCAUUAGAUCUUUGACGAACGAACUUUGACUGAUUGGAUGUGAAAUAUGUUCUCUACUUAUUAUUUUAAUUUGCUAAUAUAAGACGACAAGUGCAAUGUGUCGUCAUUGCAUUCUUAGAAAGGAAGUUGUCACUGGACAGCUGAGUGGAGUAUUCUGUCUGUUAAUACAAAGCCAGAGAACAGCGUGAAACUGGUGCAUGCGAGCAUGCCACAAAUGCAACCCUCUCUAAAGAGAAUAGUCGUAGUUUCUUCUGUGUAUUUUGUCUACUGAAGAAGAUUGUCUGAAGAAGACACUUGUGUUUGUCCGUUCUGUCAGCAGAAGAAAAAGAAGACCAGAGAACUGCUAUAGAUGUGUAUUCACUGUUCUUCACCUGGUACUUUAUCCCUUCACGCAAUUUCACAAAAAUGACUGACCUUCAAACUAAAGUGUACUUUACUUUUGUGACGACGGCAGCUACGCUGUGGAGUGUCAGUGCUGCCUGUGACCGUCCACAAAAAACAUGUUUCAAAGAACCAAAACAUUAAAAAAUAUAUAUAAAA
Cynoglossus semilaevis (tongue sole) is the source of this 1825-nucleotide messenger RNA. It is a transcript of the gene rerg, whose product is annotated as RAS-like, estrogen-regulated, growth inhibitor. The transcript has 5 exons. The coding region runs from base 676 to 1278 and encodes 200 amino acids. Gene Ontology annotation, molecular function: GTP binding; GTPase activity. NCBI's taxonomy places the organism in Eukaryota, Metazoa, Chordata, Actinopteri, Pleuronectiformes, Cynoglossidae. The record is from RefSeq and is a predicted model, not a curated record.